This is a messenger RNA of Colletotrichum chrysophilum, 1164 nucleotides long. RefSeq lists its product as uncharacterized. Gene Ontology annotation, molecular function: oxidoreductase activity. Lineage: Eukaryota; Fungi; Ascomycota; Sordariomycetes; Glomerellales; Glomerellaceae. The transcript has a single exon. Bases 1 to 1164 code for a protein of 387 amino acids. The record is from RefSeq and is a predicted model, not a curated record.
AUGUCUACGAUUACCGCAGCCCCAGAGACCACGACACUCCAAACUUGGUGUUAUGGACUCGGCCUCAGCUCCGGGCAGCGAGAGCCGGAGUAUGACCUCCUAGAGCCCUACGAGUCUAUGCCAGAGGCUAUAGUCGGCCGCACUGUAUGGACGAAGGAAGAUCUGGAAGCUGAUACCAGUCGCUGGCUCCGAGUUUUCUCACCUGACGAAGUCACCCACAUUGAAAGUGCCGUUAACGACAUCGAGAAGAACAACUUACAACUUUCCGAAGUCGACAAGUCAACUUUUAUUCUUCCCACGUCGUUUGUCUAUACUCUCGCGUCAGUCAGAGAUGAGCUCAUCAAUGGCAUUGGCUUCGGCGUGCUGAGAGGUCUUCCCGUUCACAGUUGGACGACUAGACAAGCCUCGAUCGCGUACCUUGGCUUAGGCUCCUACAUCGGACGUCGCCUGAGCCAGAACCGCCAAGGCCACAUGCUGGGGCACAUCAAAGAUCUGGCAGAGGGGAAAGAGAUCAAUGGCGAGGGAAGGAUCUAUCGAACUCAGAAGGCGCAGACCUACCAUUCUGAUGAGAGUGAUAUCGUCGGACUGCUCUGCUUGCACCAGGCCAUGGAGGGUGGCCAGUCGCAAGUCGUCUCUACGCACCAUAUCUACAACAUCCUACGAAAGGAGCGACCAGACGUUCUUCGGCAAUUGUGUUUGCCACACUGGUUCUACGACCGAAAGGGCGAAACGAGCGAAGGCGAGAACGAAUGGAUGCGUACGCCGGGAUACUACUACUACAAUGGCAAGCUGAGCAUGAAGUGGGACUCGUACUAUGUGGGAGUAUUGCAGAGAUUUUGGGAGGCAGGCUUGCUGCCAAAGUACACUGACGCUCAACAGGAGGCGAUCAAGGUGAUGGAAGAGAUGUGCCACCGUUUGUCGCUGGAGAUGACUCUACAGCAGGGCGAUGUGCAGUUUGUUACGAACACGCACAACUUGCAUGCGCGAUCGGCAUAUAAGGAUGACAACGAUAUUACUAAGAAGCGAUGGCUACAGCGACUUUGGCUUGCUACCUCAGAAGAGGAAGGCGGGUGGCCGUUGCCAUUUGCAGAUUCUACGUAUGCUAAGAGGGGAGGGGUUCAAGUAAACAUGACUCCUGAGUCCUACCCAACGGAGGCGGAGUGA